UUGCAAGAGACCAAUUACAGACACAUCCUUUUACACACACACACACACACACACACACACUAACUAGUGUGCAGUGUGAUCAAGACCAAGAUCUACUUUCCAGAGACCUUCAGAAUCUACACCGUUGCACAAUGUCUGGAGCUAAUAGUGAUCAGCUGCAUCGGUCCACUCUGAGCAUCUAUUCACAUCUGAUGGAACAGUUUAACCCCAGCCUGCAACAACUGGUCACUUUAGGUAACAGCUAUGUCAAAGCAUUUCAAGCAUUGGCAUUGACAAGUGAGGCCUAUUUUAGUGCCCUGGCAAAGAUGGGAGAGCAGGCUCUCCACACACUCUCAUCCCGCUCACUUGGUGAUGUGUUGAUCCAGAUCUCAGAGACUCAGAGGAAGCUUACGGCAGAAGUAGAGGGAGUGUUCCACUGGUUCCACGUGGAGGUGUUGCAGGCCCUGGAUAAGAACGUCAGGCUGGAUGAGGAGUACAUAGGCGGCAGCAGGAGAGUAUAUGAGCUGGAAGUAAGAAAUCAAGCGGCGACUUUGGAAAGGCAGCUGAGACGAGGUGCAUAUAGAGACUCGCUGGAGGGCAGUGAGUACAUGCAGUAUUUGAGGCAGAGCCAGUAUGAGAUCCUGAGAGAAGAGGAAAGGAGAUAUCGCUUUCUCACUGAGAAACACUGUGGAUUAGCACAGUCGCUGUUCUUCCUCCUCAACAAGACUGGGACGUCUCUGCAACAGAAAGCUGAGGGAUGGAAGGAGCGAGUGAACGAGAGUCAGAGCUCCAUGUCACGCAUUUCAGCACCAAUAGAACAGGACACACAUCUGAGGGCUGCAGUGAGUUCUCUUCUCCAGCCUGGAGACAGGGAUGAGGCCUGGCCUGGGCAGGACCACCAGUUGGGCAGGGUGCCUUCUAGAGCCCCAUCUCCCCUCCAGACCCGCUCUAGAUCUGGCUCAGUGAGCGAGUCCCCGGGGGUGAGCGGAGGUCAAGUGGUCAGAGCGCUCGUCUCUCAUCCUGCCUCCUCAAACCCUGUUCUGCUCCCAUUCUCUCGUGGAGACACACUCACGCUGCUCGUACCCGAACCACGCAACGGCUGGAUGUACGGUCGCCAUGACGCCAGUCUCCGGCAGGGCUGGUUUCCUGCCUCGUACGUUUCUCCUGUGGAAGAUCUCUCGUCCUUAAGCUCGAGCGGCUUGUCGCUCCGAAACCACAGCAUGAACAGCCUACUGGAACCGACCAGCCAAUCGGAACCGGGCGACAGCAGAAGCUAUGCUGAAAUCCCAGCCCCGGUCCCAGCACUUCCCAGAAGCGCUAACGAUUUUCGUGCCGUCUCGCCGAUUUUCGACAGGAAGGCGGAGUCUGUGUACGAGACAAAGGCGAGUCAGGGCUACAGCGAGAUCCCAUCCCUGACGCCACCUGUCCGUAUGGCGUCAGGGGAUUUCCGUCCGGUCUCACCACUCCUUGACAGGAGGGCGGAGUCUCACUUUGAGAGCAUGACUGGUUACGCCGGUCCUGAAAGAAAGGUGGAGCCAAACGUAGAGAGAUCGAAACCUCACAGGCAGCUGCCAGAGCAUCCUCUUUUUCCCAGGGGUUCCAAUCCUUUUGCCACGGUCAAGCUCCGCCCAACAGUGACCAACGACAGAUCUGCACCAAGAAUCCACUGACCAAUAGCAUCAGGCGAAACCCAUCACUCCGAUUGGCUCUCGAGACUUCAUUAUGACCUAAUUGUUUCAGAGCGACAGUAUUUUUGGAAAUGUGCUGUAAUUCCUUUCAAAUCUACACCCCACAAAAAACACACACCCACAAAAGUUAAACAGGCAAACUUCCUUAGCAUUAAUUCUUGUACACACAUUCGCCAGGUGAAGAUAUUACAAGGAGGCGUGGCCCAUCAUUAGAAUGAAGGCUGUUUGAGUCUGACCCAAAAGAAUGUAUUUGUAUAUUUGUAAAUGUAUUUCAUUUUAGAGAAAUAGGCUUUCACUUUUUAAGAUUAGGUUCGAGUAGUGUAGAAUCUAAUGUGUUUAUACUGUGAUGUCAUGUGGGGUAUUCUCAUGCUGAGUGUUCUCCUCCGAACACAUUGAGGUGCUGUGAUUUCAAAACCCUCAGACUGCAUAUGUACGGUAGGCGGUCAUAUUACAACAUGAAAAUGUAUAUAUUAAUCUCGGUUAGUCUUUUCUUUGUGUCCUAGUAUACCGAAAUUUAUGAA
Molecule: messenger RNA, 2188 nt
Organism: Silurus meridionalis
Lineage: Eukaryota; Metazoa; Chordata; Actinopteri; Siluriformes; Siluridae
Gene: baiap2l2b
Product: BAR/IMD domain containing adaptor protein 2 like 2b
Exons: 15
Coding region: 132-1649 (505 amino acids)
Biological process (GO): actin crosslink formation; plasma membrane organization; actin filament bundle assembly
Cellular component (GO): cytosol; nucleoplasm
Molecular function (GO): protein binding
Source: RefSeq, a predicted model, not a curated record